Molecule: messenger RNA, 1886 nt
Organism: Telopea speciosissima
Lineage: Eukaryota; Viridiplantae; Streptophyta; Magnoliopsida; Proteales; Proteaceae
Product: tyrosine decarboxylase 2
Exons: 13
Coding region: 157-1620 (487 amino acids)
Biological process (GO): amino acid metabolic process
Molecular function (GO): pyridoxal phosphate binding; carboxy-lyase activity
Source: RefSeq, a predicted model, not a curated record
UUUUUCAAAGAGAAAAGGCGUGAAAACAACCGUUUCCAAUUCCAUAGGAAUCCUUAAGCUAUCGUAUAUAGGGAGCCUUGGAUGUUAGUGUUUGUGGCUCUGUGCUGCGCUCUUUGAUUCUCUCUCUUUCCCACGUCUAUAGCCAAAAGAAGAGAAAUGGAGAAGGGAUUGAAGCCGAUGGAUGCUGAGCAGCUCAGAGAGAAUGCUCAUAAGAUGGUUGAUUUCAUUGCUGAUUACUAUAAGAACAUCGAGAGUUUCCCAGUUCUCAGUCAAGUUGAGCCUGGGUAUCUGAAUAAAAUUUUACCGGAUUCUGCACCUACCCAUCCUGAAUCACUGCAAAAUGUUCUUGAUGAUAUUCAGGAGAAGAUAUUACCAGGGGUAACUCAUUGGCAAAGCCCUGAUUACUUUGCAUAUUUUCCUUCUAAUAGCAGUACUGCUGGGUUCUUAGGAGAAAUGCUCAGUGCUGGUAUUAACAUUGUUGGUUUCAGUUGGGUGACUUCUCCUGCUGCGACUGAACUAGAAGUUAUUGUUUUGGAUUGGUUUGGUAAAAUGCUGAAGCUACCUGAAGAUUUCCUUUCACAGGGUAAAGGUGGUGGAGUGAUUCAGGGUACAGCAAGUGAAGCUGUUUUAGUUGUUUUACUGGCUGCUCGGGAUAAGGUCUUGAGGAGGGUUGGAAAAAACUCCCUCGAAAAACUUGUGGUGUAUGCAUCUGAUCAGACACAUUCUUCUCUGCAAAAAGGCUGCAGGAUUGCAGGGAUCUAUCCAGAAAACUGUAGAUUGCUGGAAACUGACUCUUCGACGAACUUUGCACUUUCUCCUGAUGUACUUAGUGAAGCCAUCUCAAAAGACAUUGCUGCUGGUCUAGUUCCAAUUUUCUUAUGUGCUACAGUUGGUACUACUUCUUCAACAGCUGCGGAUCCUCUUCCAGCAUUGGGAAAAAUUGCUAAGGGGAAUGAGAUGUGGUUCCACAUUGAUGCAGCAUAUGCCGGAAGUGCUUGUGUGUGUCCAGAAUACCGGCAUUAUAUUGAUGGUGUUGAAGAAGCAGACUCAUUUAAUAUGAAUGCACAUAAAUGGUUUCUUACUAAUUUUGAUUGUUCAUUGCUCUGGGUAAAGGAUCGUAAUGAUUUGAUUCAGUCACUUUCCACAAAUCCAGAGUAUCUGAAAAAUAAGGCUUCAGAAGGAAACAUGGUUGUGGAUUACAAAGAUUGGCAAAUUCCUUUGGGACGUCGGUUCAGGUCAUUGAAGCUAUGGAUGGUUUUGCGACUAUAUGGUUUAGAGAAUCUACAAAAUUACAUAAGAAACCAUAUUGAAUUGGCUAAACAUUUUGAACACCUUGUUGCUGUAGAUAAAAGAUUUGAGAUUAUCGUGCCUCGAACUUUUUCGCUUGUUUGUUUUCGCCUUUGUCCCCAACAUGAUGAUCAAGAUCGCUGCAAUAAAUUGAACCGUGACUUACUGGAGGCUGUAAACGCAACUGGAAAAAUAUUCAUAUCACAUACGGUCCUAUCAGGGAAAUACAUUCUACGUUUUGUGGUGGGAACUCCACUGACAGAAGAGAAGCAUGUAAAUGCAGCAUGGAAAGUUUUGCAAGAUGAGGCCACCACCUUGUUCGGGAGGUUCUAGAGUGUGAGUUAAGUAAUUCUGCUUCAUUCAUACAUUUGUUCUCAUUGAACUUCACCAUCUUUUAACUAUUAAGCUGCAACAGAGCCUCUAAUGUGCUCUUUCAUCUGUUUCACUGGCUAAAAUUAUUGUUUUCUACAAUAAGCUGUAACAGACCCUACAGCUAUUCACAUUGUGUAUUGACUAUGAGUAGUAGUGCUUUAAUGGUGAACCCUGCCUGAACCAUUGGUAUCCUUGAUAUUUGUUGGCCAACGAAUAUUUGUUUGAGA